AACACAGAGACAUUCAUCACACAUGUUUAAGAUUUUUCAAACUUCUAAACACAAGACAUUUAUGCUCCGAUUCUUGCAAGCUCCAAGAAUCAUUCACCUGCUUUCUAACUUGAACACUAAUCGUGAUACCCUGGGGUGAAAAUAGAUCGCCAAAGUGUUAAAGGAGCAAAAUUUUUCUUCUUGAACAAGAAGGGGUUGUGAUGGAACAGAAGCACUUGCUGUUGUCAGCAUUGAGUGUUGGGGUUGGUUUGGGUGUAGGGUUGGGAUUGAGCACAGGACAGAAAUGGGUUGGAGGGAAUUGUGAGAGUGAUGAGAUUUCUGGGGAACAGAUUGUGCAAGAGCUUUACAAAAAAGUUGUUGAAGGCAAAGAUAGCAAAAUCACAUUUGAUGACUUUCCUUAUUACUUAAGCGAAAGAAUCCAAUUUUCAUUGACAAGUGCUGGAUAUGUUUAUUUAAAAGAAGAAAACUUUUCCAAGCACAUGAGGAACCUUUCUCCAGCAAGCAGAGCUAUUUUGCUUUCUGGACCUGCAGAACUUUAUCUGCAAAUGCUUGCCGAAGCUUUAGCACAUUACUUUGAAUCAAAGUUACUUUUGCUAGACGUUACUGACUUCUCUUUGAAGAUGCAGAGCAAAUAUGGAUGUUCUAGAAAAGCACCAUAUUUUAAAAGGUCUAUAUCUGAGGUGACUUUGGAGCGAGUGUCUGGUUUGUUUGGUUCGUUGUCAGUCCUCCCUUCAACAUCCAAAACUAGAGGUACACUACGUCGACAAAGUAGUGAAAUUAAAAAUCCCAUCAAUCCUCCAAAGCUUCGUAGGAAUGCCUCUAAUGCAUGUGAUACGACUAGCACUUCCCAACAUGGUCCAUCAGAUCCAGCUCCUUUGAGGUGUGCAAGCCGCUUCUGUUUUGAUGAAAAGCUGUUCGUGCAGUCACUUUAUAAGGUCUUGGUUUCUAUCUCUGAAACUGGUUCUAUUAUUUUAUACAUCAAGGAUGUUGAGAAGCUCUUUCUUCGAUCACCAAGGUUACACAAUUUGUUCCAAAAUCUAAUAAAGAAACUUUCGGGGUCAGUGUUAAUACUCGGUUCCCAGAUCUUUGAAGAUGAUUGCCCAGAUGUUGAUGAAAAGCUUACUAUGUUAUUCCCUUACCACAUUAAAAUCAAACCACCUCGAGAUGAAAUCCAUCUUGGGAGCUGGAAAACCAAACUAGAAGAGGACAAGAAAAUAAUUCAGUUUCAAGAUAGCAGAAACCACAUUGCUGAAGUACUUGCAGCAAGUGACAUUGAUUGUGAUGACUUGGAUUCUCUCUGUCAUGCCAACACUAUGCUACUCAGUGAUUCCAUUGAAGAGAUUGUGAUGUCUGCAAUUUCUUACCACUUGAUGGAGACCAAAUGUCCAGAAUACCGCAAUGGAAAGCUAGUUAUAUCAGCCAAGAGUUUGUCCCAUGUAUUGAAUCUGUUCCAGGAUGGUGAAAGUAAUAUGAAUACUAAAGAUUCAAACAAGGACAAUGUCGGAGAAGAUAUCACUGUUGCAAAGAAUGAUACUCCUGCAAAGGAAUUUCCUCCUGACAAUGAGUUUGAGAAGCGCAUGAGAGCAGAGGUUGUCCCUGCGAAUGAGAUAGGGGUUACAUUUGCAGACGUUGGUGCAUUGGAUGAUAUUAAAGAAUUGCUUCAAGAUGAGGUCAUGCUUCCCUUUAGAAGACCAGAUUUGUUCAAAGGUGGGCUUCUGAAGCCUUAUAGAGGUAUAUUGCUUUUUGGGCCACCUGGUACAGGAAAAACAAUGCUUGCCAAGGCAAUUGCAAAUGAAGUUGGAGCUAGUUUCAUUAACGUUUCAAUGUCCACCAUAACUUCAAAAUGGUUUGGAGAAGAUGAAAAGAAUGUUCGAGCACUGUUUUCACUAGCAGCAAAGGUUGCUCCAACUAUUAUUUUUAUUGAUGAAGUUGAUAGCAUGCUUGGACAGCGGAGUAGAUAUGGAGAGCACGAGGCAAUGAGAAAGAUUAAAAAUGAAUUCAUGACCCACUGGGAUGGGCUAUUGUCAAAACCUGGUGAGAAAAUUCUGGUUCUUGCUGCAACCAACAGGCCAUUUGACCUUGAUGAAGCAAUUAUAAGACGGUUUGAGCGCAGGAUCAUGGUUGAUCUUCCAUCUGCUGAGACCAGGGAAAUGAUCUUGAAAACACUCCUGGCUAAGGAAAAUUUUGAAAAUAUAGACUUUAAGGAGCUUUCAACCAUGACAGAAGGAUAUAGUGGAAGUGAUCUUAAGAAUUUGUGCACAACUGCUGCUUAUGGGCCUGUUAGAGAGCUAUUACAGCAGGAGAGGUUGAAGGAGAAGGUAGAAGAGAAGAAAGUGGAGGCAGAAGUUCAAAGCUCAGAAGGUGCUUCCAAUGCUAAAGAAGACCAAGUGAUUACUUUGAGGCCUUUAAACAUGAAAGACAUGAGACAGGCAAAGAGUCUGGUGGCAGCGAGUUUUGCUGCAGAAGGAUCAAUAAUGAGUGAGCUGAAGCAGUGGAAUGAGUUGUAUGGGGAAGGAGGUUCAAGGAAGAAACAACAGCUUACUUAUUUCCUUUAGGUUGUGGAAUGCUGGUUUUAUUUUGGACUUGUCAGUAUUUCUUACCAAAGGAUAUUCUUUUAACCGGGGAAGGAAUCAUUCAACAGGGAUAUUGAAAUCAAAGUAUGAAAUAAUGUUGAAUAAAGCACAAGUGAAGAGAUUUUUAUCAUUCCCUGAAGAGCUAUCCGGGUCCUAAGAAUGUGUAGAUGAUCAUCAUAUAUGAUGUUUGGGAGAAGGUCCUCAGUUUUGGUUUGGAUUGUCUGCAAACCAAUGGGAAUUUAUAUUGUGCAUGGCAUGGUUUUGGUAGAUGCUAUGUGUUUUGGGGAAAGAGUGUUUUUACCCC
Molecule: messenger RNA, 2877 nt
Organism: Abrus precatorius (Indian licorice)
Lineage: Eukaryota; Viridiplantae; Streptophyta; Magnoliopsida; Fabales; Fabaceae
Product: putative cell division cycle ATPase
Exons: 15
Coding region: 201-2555 (784 amino acids)
Cellular component (GO): mitochondrial outer membrane
Molecular function (GO): ATP binding; ATP hydrolysis activity
Source: RefSeq, a predicted model, not a curated record